AUGCGCUACGAGCGAAUUCGUGCCGUGGAUACCUGGAGGAACGGCCCUGGUCGAUAUGACUGUGUUUUCGUUAGUUCUGAUCCCACUGUCGAGGGCAUGCAUGGCUUCGAUAUCGCUCAAGUAAGGCUUUUCUUUUCAUUUAAACACAAUGGUGUACUUUACCCUUGUGCAUUUGUGCAUUGGUUCAAACAUGUGCACGACUCACGAGAUGAGAACACAGGAAUGUGGGUAGUAGAGCCUAAAACCUGCGAGGAUGGGACACGAUUUGCCUCUGUCAUUCACCUUGACUGCAUUUUUCGUGCGGCACACCUUAUGCCUGUAUUUGGGCAUGAAUUUGUACCUACUUAUCUCUCUUACACACAGACCCUUGAUGCUUUCUGCACUUACUAUAUAAAUAAAUACAUUGACCAUCAGGCAUUUGAGAUUGCCUGGUGA
Messenger RNA from Suillus discolor, 435 nucleotides. RefSeq lists its product as uncharacterized. The transcript has a single exon. Bases 1 to 435 code for a protein of 144 amino acids. NCBI's taxonomy places the organism in Eukaryota, Fungi, Basidiomycota, Agaricomycetes, Boletales, Suillaceae. The record is from RefSeq and is a predicted model, not a curated record.